Symbiodinium necroappetens is the source of this 2079-nucleotide messenger RNA. NCBI's taxonomy places the organism in Eukaryota, Dinophyceae, Suessiales, Symbiodiniaceae. The record is from the annotation of a GenBank genome assembly.
AUCGACUUGCCGACGAUCUUGCAUCUUCAUCUGGGCGAUCGCGAUCCCACCGCGGGUCGCAUCCAUCGGAUGCAGAUUCGGAGCGCGCCUCGCAAGGCCCAGCAGGUGCGCAAAAUCCCGUCUCAAGUUCAUCUCGAUCACAUGUUGCGUCACAUCCAUCAGAUGCGGAUUCGGAGCGAUUCAGGUCCAAUAACCAACACAGAAUUACGGCCAGACGGCACACACAGUUCGGACGCGGAUUCCGAGAGAUCGCAGCAACCAAACCCUGAUCGCGACAAUGCUGCUGUCUCCUCGACAAUGACGUUUGAAAGCGAUCGAUCUGGACUCAGCACAGUUGUUCGGGGUGGCACGGUUCUCACAACGCCUGCAGCACUUAGACUUGAGCAGGAGCUGGACAAGCUGACGACUGAGCUGGGGAAGAUGUUCGCUUGUGUCACAAAGAUCGUCAAACGAAGGGAUCCCGAGUGGGACACAAACGCUGCUGCAAACCACUCUUCGAAGCGGACUUGGGAGUCUGACGCGUGUGAGUGGGAAACCGCCGUGGCGAAGUACGGCCCUGAUGUCGAGUACGUGCAGGAAAACCUCAUUUUAGGGAUCAAGCACUACGAACUCGACCAGUCCCAGCACCGAUUCAAAGCUUGCAUAGUGGCACUCGGCGACAACGUGCGUGACAUUUACGGCCGGCUUGUGGAGGAAGACCAGUUGCACGGUCGACCCAUCACGCUUGAAGGAUCGCGGGCGCUAGAUUGCUAUGCUGGUCUGCAACCCGGCGGUGAUUGUCAAACUGCUGACGCUGAUGGUGCGUAUUUGCAAGCUCGACUCAAGGGUCGUCCGAAUGUCAUUUGCUUGCCGAGAGAAUUUCGCACACAAUCCGAAUUGCAAAUGCGAUGUCCUGUGCACCUGUUGUACAUGGCCAUCUACGGGCUCACACGUUCAAACAGCGAUUGGGAAGAUCAUGCUGACGACCGGUUGUUGCUUAAGGAUUGGUUGCAGGCUCGUGACAUUGAACGUCCGAUUUUCAAGAAGGAAUAUAACGGGCACAUUGUGGGCAUGGGCCGUUUCGUCGAUGAUUUCAAGCUGGCGGGACACAAGCCAGUACUACCACUUGCUUGGGCUGAGAUUUUCGAGUGCUUCGAUUUCGCAGACCCGCCUCAACCUGUCAGCCGAUUUGUAGGUUCCGAGGAGAUCCUGUCACGUGAUCAUGCUGAUGUCGCCACAUGUCUUGUGAAUCAAGACGCAUACAUCGACACGCUCACGCGAAAGUACAUGGAUGAAAUUGGUGCUUACAGACUUCCCCGAUACGACACACCGGCUGUAAAGUUGGCAGCCAGUGACGUUUCAAGUAUGAGCGAAACAGGUCCGUUUGCAUCAAAUUGCGGGACAUAUGUGGGGGCCGGAUUGUGGAUAGCCAGGAACAGUCGUCCAGAGAUCUCGUUUGCCGUCGGGUGGUUAGGUCGGUACACCACAAAAUGGACGAAAAGACAGGAUGCGGCUUUGCAUCGUUUGAUGGGGUAUUUAGCGGCGACUCAAACCUCCGCACUUCGUUUGGUUCUCAAUCCUGUUGAUGUGCAGCAACGCACUCUGCGACUAGUACUGUGGGUUGACUCUGACUGGGCGACGGAUCCGGACACCAGGCGAUCGACGUCGGGAGCUGUUUUGCAGCUUGUUGGGUCGCACGGCACUCGUGCAACAUUUGCUUGGCGUUCGCAUCGACAAGGUGCAACCGCAUUAUCGGCACCGGAUGCCGAAGUGACAGCCAUGGCUGAAGGUCUCAAGCGCCACGGCAUCUAUGCACAAGAUCUUUUCGAAUUUUUGUUGGGAUAUCGAAUUCCAGUAGACAUCAUGACCGGUUCAGCAACUGGCAUUGCGGCAAUCGAUGACGCGUACGGGGUGCUAAAGGACAUGAAGCGAACACAAGGAGUGCCAUUGUCAUGGUUGCAUGAUGUCAGCCUUGAUCCCGACAACAACAUCAAGAAAACCAGCACCGACGAUAUUCUCGCUGAUGUCAUGGCGAAAGCAUUGGAGAAGAACAAGUUCCAGCAUUUCUCACGGCUUUUGGGAGUCUAUCCGCAUGGUUGA